AUGCGUAUUAUUUGUACAUGUUUUGUAAAGAAUAUUUUUUCACAUAACUCUACAUGGACCGCGAUCCGUAAUCCUAUUCGUAAUAAGUGGCUAAUGAGGUCUUCUUCCGCAAAAGUCAGCCAUGACCAUGACCGCACAGAAAAAUUUGAAACCGUAUUUUCAUUUCCAUUUGUACGGCAUAUAGCUACAUUCAAUAGGAUGAAACUGUAUCAUUUAAUUGGCACUUCUUUCGCCAUACCAGGCUGUGGCUUAUUGCAGACACUUAGUGUUUUACCUGAAAAUUCUUUCCUUGCAGCUUCAUACAUAGGUGUUACUGGCGGAAUCCUAUUUUCUUUGGCAAGUUUACUACUCAACAAUGCAAUUGGAUUUCUGUACAUCAGUGAAGAUAAUAAACUGAUUAAAAUAUCAUCAGUAGAUUUCUGGGGCCGAAGAAGAGAUCGAAUAGUGUCUGCAGAUGAAUGGAUACCCCUUCUUGACAUGAACCAAAAGAUAACGGAUGCAAUUUAUCUUUCCCCCCAACUUACUGAUGGUACUAAGUAUAAGCUGUUUAUAAAAUUCGGAAACAUCCUUAAUUCCACAAAAAUGGGACAGGUUAUAGAAUAAGCUUGGAUUAAACUAUAUUAGAAUUAAAAAUAAAAUUUGUAAAAUA
Messenger RNA from Cydia amplana, 649 nucleotides. Its product is annotated as transmembrane protein 186. The coding region runs from base 1 to 603 and encodes 200 amino acids. The transcript has 2 exons. The record is from RefSeq and is a predicted model, not a curated record. Lineage: Eukaryota; Metazoa; Arthropoda; Insecta; Lepidoptera; Tortricidae. Gene Ontology annotation, cellular component: mitochondrion.